Messenger RNA from Sphenostylis stenocarpa, 2832 nucleotides. The record is from the annotation of a GenBank genome assembly. Lineage: Eukaryota; Viridiplantae; Streptophyta; Magnoliopsida; Fabales; Fabaceae.
AUGGAUCCGAGAGGUUUAGUAAUGUUAGUGGCGAUUCUAGUUGCGGAAAUUGGUUGUGUUGCUAACGGAAAUUUAGUGUUCCCGGUGGAGCGUCGGAAAAGGAGUUUAAGCGCUAUCAAAGCUCACGAUGCUCGCCGUCGAGGUCGAAUUCUCUCCGCCGUGGAUCUCAACCUUGGCGGCAAUGGUCUCCCUACUAAGACUGGUCUGUAUUAUACAAAACUUGGGCUUGGCUCUCCUCCGAAGGAUUAUUAUGUGCAAGUUGAUACAGGAAGUGAUAUUAUGUGGGUGAAUUGUGUUCAGUGCUCGAGAUGUCCCAGGAAAAGUGAUCUCGGUAUAGAUUUGACUCUUUAUGACCCAAAGAAAUCUGGAACUUCACAGCUGGUUUCUUGUGACCAAGAUUUUUGCUUUGCCGCGUUUGAUGGUCCAAUUCCUGGGUGCAAGUCUGAAAUUCCAUGCCCCUACAGUAUAACUUACGGAGAUGGAAGUGCAACUUCUGGAUACUAUGUCCAGGAUUAUCUUACGUAUAACCGUGUCAACGGAAAUCUUCGUACUACACCACAAAAUAGCAGCAUCAUUUUUGGGUGUGGUGCUGCACAAUCUGGGACAUUGGGUUCAUCUACUGAAGAAGCCCUUGAUGGAAUAAUUGGUUUUGGACAAGCAAAUUCUUCUUUGCUGUCACAGCUUGCUGCAUCCGGAAAGGUGAAAAAAAUAUUUUCACAUUGCCUUGACAAUAUUCGUGGUGGUGGAAUAUUUGCCAUAGGGGAAUUGGUGGAACCAAAAGUCAGCACAACUCCAUUGGUACCGAAAAUGGCACACUAUAACGUGGUUUUGAAGAGUAUUGAGGUAGAUACAGAUACUCUACAGCUUCCCUCAGAUAUAUUUGAUUCGGGAAAUGGGAGGGGGACAGUAAUAGAUAGUGGAACAACCUUGGCUUAUCUUCCUGCCUUAGUUUAUGACGAACUGAUUCCAAAGGUUUUGGCCCGGCAGCCUGGACUGAAAUUAUAUCUUGUUGACCAACAAUUUAGUUGUUUUCAGUAUGCUGGAAAUGUUGAUCGUGGAUUUCCAGUUGUCAAGUUUCAUUUUGAGGAUUCUCUUUCUCUGACAGUUUAUCCUCACGACUACCUGUUUGAGUUUAAUGGUGGUAUCCGGUGUAUUGGCUGGCAGAAGAGUGCGGCACAGACCAAGAAUGGAAAGGAUAUGACCCUUCUUGGAGAUUUGGUGCUAUCAAACAAACUAGUGGUAUAUGAUCUUGAAAAUAUGGCCAUUGGAUGGACUGACUACAAUUGCUCUUCGAGCAUUAAAGUGAAGGAUGAAGCAACUGGAGAAUCUUUUGGGGUGGCAUUGGGCACCAUGACAUUCAGUCCUGAAUUGGACAUUUGUACUAAUGAAAGUGAUGAGUAUGUUGUGGUAGCUGUAUCACAGUAUUCAAUUACAAAAGCUUCAUUGGUGUCCAGUGUUGCAUUAGCCAAAUCCCAGCUUUCACUUUCACCAGUGUCCUCUGCCAUGGAAAACAAUGGCCACCAUCAUCAUCACACCAACCAAAUCUCAACCUCCAACUCUCAUGGUUUCUCUUCCAAACCCAGUUGCAGUAAGCAGAAAAUGGUUCUUGAUUUCGAUUUAAAUGAACCCAUAAUCGAUUCAAUGGCUUCUUCUCCUCUCAUCGACAUCAAUUUGGUUCCAAUUUCUCAGGUUUCUGCUGAUAAUUUCCUGGUGGCAAAGGAUGGGUGCCAAACUCUUGCUCCAACAUUGGAUUUGUUGCCUGCUCCUCCAACACAAGUUGUUGAACAAGUGCAUUCAUCCAAUUCCAAUGAUGACAUAACAGUGAAGUUUCCAUUUGAUCUUAAUGCUAAACUUGAUGAGGAGGAUUCAAUUUCUUGCACUGAGGAAGCACCUCCCAAAGUAGGUGAAACCAUUCCAAAUUUACCUACCACUUAUUUGGAGGUCACGCGACAAGAUGUUCCUCCUACAAACAUGGACAGUGAAGAUAGAGCAAGUGCUGUCGAGGGAAGAACAGCAACAUCUGAAAGCAGGAAGAGAAAGAGAUUUAUCGAAGAAUAUGAGAGAGGGAAUGGGAGAUCUUUUCGCGGGAAAACAUCGACUGUGAAUGUUGAAAGCCGAAGAAAGACCAUUGUGGACGAUGGUUAUCGUUGGCGAAAAUAUGGCCAGAAAACUAUAAAGGGAAAUUCGUUCCCCAGGGCCUACUACAAAUGCACAAGUCCUGGGUGUUCUGUAAGGAAGCACGUGGAACGAGAUUCUCGCAACAAAAAGAAUGUGAUCACUACUUAUGAGGGAAAACACAAUCAUGAACAACCACCCCCUAAGAUCCCUAAUGAGAAACAAUGCGCAGAUGAUGAAGAAGUUGAAGAUGAAGAAGAAGCGAGAGAAGAACUUGCUACUGCUGCAACCAAUGCUCUUUUGAAUUUUCAAUUACCUGCGAGUAGGAAUUUUCUCAACACCCCACACACUGCACAACCUCGACUUCAAACUCUUCAGCUACUUCCUAAUGACACAAAUCCUGGAUUUGCCAUUACUAGGUCAGUGUGGCCUAACCCUUUUGGAAGUUUCAGCAAUAACAUGAACAUUGGAUCUUCCUCUUACACCCCUCAAAUGCACUAUUAUUCUUUCUUCAAUAAUACCAAUACCAUGCCUUACGGUUCCUAUGGACUUACCCUCAACCGUUAUGCUGUCCCUCAACCUGAGUUUCCAAUGCCACCACCCUUUAUCAUUCCUUCUUCUUCUCAAGUUUUUUCUCAGGCUAUGCUUAACGCAAAUGGGUCCAGUUCAGUGUUUCCUUUAAGGGAAAUAGGUGCAAGAUAUCGCAGCUGGUAUUAG